This is a messenger RNA of Salarias fasciatus (jewelled blenny), 5825 nucleotides long. It is a transcript of the gene pla2r1, whose product is annotated as phospholipase A2 receptor 1. The record is from RefSeq and is a predicted model, not a curated record. NCBI's taxonomy places the organism in Eukaryota, Metazoa, Chordata, Actinopteri, Blenniiformes, Blenniidae. The transcript has 30 exons. The coding region runs from base 308 to 4777 and encodes 1489 amino acids.
ACGGACGCUCGGAAAGGGACAAUUCGUUAAAACAGCAGGUUUAACGGCAUUUCGGAGGAGAACCGAGCGGGUCCGGGCGCGCGGGCACGCGACGCGCCGCUCCUCCGUCAGACGUGACGUCGCCGGUUCCCCCGCUGAAAAACUCAACUCGGCCCCAACUUUUUCUGCACGGGAGAGAAAAAAAAAAGAAGAAGAAGAAAAAAAACACAACAACAACACACUCUGGGAGCCAGAAAUAGUCUCUCUGUGACCGGGAGCAUCGGAAUGUGCGGACCUUUGCUCUCCGACGCCUCAUCCCGCCGUCGAAAUGUUCCCGCAGUUGCGUCUUCGCGUCGACUCGGUGGCUUUUGUGGCGAUUGUUUGCGUAACUGUCCUGUUGGGGCAAAGCUGCGCGUGUGAAACCGAGGAGGACGAUGAGGUGCUGGAGGAAAAACAGCUCAUGGAGUUAUACAGAAAAGGUCUGUUCAUCCUGGAGAGCGAGCCUCUGAAGCGCUGCAUCAAGGCGGACUGCUCCAACCUGGUGCUGGAGGACUGCGAGCGCCCGACGCGCCGCAUGCUGUGGAAGUGGGUCUCCCGACAUCGCCUGUUCAAUCUGGGCACCAGCACCUGCCUGGGGCUCAACAUUUCGGACACGACGCAGCCUCUCGGCACGUUCGAGUGUGACAUGGACCUCCCGCUGCUGUGGUGGCGCUGCAGCAAGAACAUGCUGUACGGGGCGUCGCAGUGGAAAGUGGCAGUGGCUGGACGCCUGGUGGUGGUGAAGAAGAACGUUUACCACGAGUGGAAAAGGUACAACAGUCCAAGAGAGGGCCCCUGUUCAUAUCCAUAUGAAGAAAUACACACUUUGUUGGGAAAUGCACACGGGAUGCCCUGCACCUUCCCUUUUAAAUACAACAACAAAUGGUACUACGAGUGCACUACUGAGGGCCGUGAGGACCAUCUCCAGUGGUGCGCUACCACCACUCGCUAUGAUGAGGCUGAGAGAUGGGGCUUCUGUCCGGUGCCAGACUCCAGCUGUGACCGAUUCUGGGAGUCAAACCAGGAGCUGCAGGCGUGUUACCAGUUCAACCUGUAUACCAUCUUAACCUGGAGUCAGGCGCUGUCGACCUGCCAGGCUCAGGGCGGAGACCUGCUCAGCAUCACCAGCCUGGCCGAGUACAGGUACAUCAGAGAUCGGCUGGCGAGCGUUGGAGCAAUGGUGUGGAUCGGGCUGAAUCACCUGAAGGACGGACAUGGAUGGCAGUGGUCUGAUGGAGCACCUCUGACUUUAGUGAAUUUCACUGGAGCUCUCCCCGUCAGCCCGCUGCAAUUCGACAAGCAGUGCGGCGUGUACAACUCGGCGUUACGCGGUCACUGGCAGAGUCUGUCCUGUGAGUCUGCUCUGCCGUACAUCUGCAAGAAGACGCCCAACAACACCCGCAGAGCCGAGCCUCUCGAGAACUGGCAGUAUACUCAUACGGAGUGCGCAGACGGCUGGCGGCCUCAUAACGGUUUCUGCUACAGGGUGCUCUCAGAACCAGGGGGAGGCACCUGGGAGGAGUCGUCCCGGGCGUGUGGCGCUCUGGGCGCAAACCUCACAAGCAUCCACUCCUUGUCUGAAGUUGAGAUGCUUCUUAACAUCCUGGCAAACUUUUCUGGAGACAGUGCGGAAGUGUGGAUUGGUCUUCGGAAGCCGCCGUCGCAUGCAGCCGUGGAGUGGUCCGACGGCUCACCUGUGACUCUCACCCCGUGGCGCCAGUACCACCCCCGUCAUCCUGUGCUCGACACGGCACUGUGUGUCAGCGUGGACACAACGAAAGGCACCUGGCUGUUGACCUCAUGUGAGAAACGUUUGCCUGCCGUGUGCAGAAGACAGAGCAGCGACCCUGUUGACCAUGGUGCCACCUGGGAUGAGGGUUGUCCACAGGGCUGGAAGCGAUAUGGCCAUUCCUGCUACAUGGUUACAAGUCAUGAACAGAGCUUUGAGUACGCUCAGAUGGGCUUUUACUGCAAAUCUCCGCUCCUCACUGUGGAAAACAGGUUCGAGCAAGCAUUUGUCAACAGUUUGCUGAAUGAGAGAGGCGCCAACAGCAGCACGUCCUACUGGAUCGGUCUCUCUGACACCAAAUCCAGCGGAGAGUACAUGUGGCCCCAUCACAACGACUCCUUUUUGCCGCUCACCUUCACAAACUGGAACAAACACCAGCCAGUCAGCGCUGGCGGCUGUGUGGUUUUGUCCGGCGGACCCGCCCUGGGGCACUGGGAGGUGAAAGACUGCAAAUUGCACAAGGCUUUGUCAGUCUGCAAGCAGAGCGUCAGCAGUUACCAUGAUGUUGAGCUGCCGCAGCACCACAUCGAUGCCUACGCCCCCUGUCCUGCAGGAUGGGAAUCACACUCCGGCCUGCUGCACUGCUUCAAGGUGUUCCACGAUGAGAAAGUCUUGAUGAAGCGCUCCUGGGUGGAAGCAGACUUCUUCUGCCAGGCCCUGGGAGCCCAGCUGGCCAGUUUCCAUCACUAUGAGGAGCAGGUGUUUGUUAAGCAGCUCCUCAGUACCAUGUUUGAAGGAACAGAGGGUCGCCAUUUCUGGGUGGGUUUAAAUAAGAGAGACCCUGAAUAUCUUGGCUCCUGGGAGUGGUCCGAUGGUUCCCCUGUAGUGAUGUCCUUCAUUGAAGAUAGGAAUGACGAGGAUGACAGGAGGGAGUGCGCCGUGUUCAGUGACCUGACCAACACCGUCAUACCUCAGCCCUGUGACGCCCAGCACGAGUGGAUCUGCAAGGUGUCCAGAGGUGAUCAACUAAAAAAACCCUACUGGUACACAGAGCAGAGCGAGCCCUGGGUGUUUUACCGCGGAGCUGAAUACCUGCUGGCCAAGCAGCCGUUUGACUGGGACGCCGUCUCUCUGGCCUGUCAGAUGAUGGGAGCCCACCUGCUGUCCAUUCACUCCAGGGAGGAGCUGCAUUUCAUCAAGGAUCGUCUGCGGCGGCUCUCCCUCGGCCCCACUGACUGGUGGAUCGGUCUGACCGUCGGAGCCCCGGGAGAGGACGUCAGGUGGAGCGAUAAGACGACCAUAGAAUUUGGUAACUGGGCUGAGGGGAGCACCGCUGACGACGGCCUCAGCAGAAACAGGAUGUGUGUCACCAUGUCCUCUUCAUCGGGCAAGUGGUCUUUCAGCAAAUGCAGCGAUCUUCAUGGGUACGUGUGCAAGAGGAGGACUGUGUCUGUGGUGGAGACCCCCAGAGAGCCGCACUACAUCGGAGGGUGUCCAGAGAAGUGGCUGUACUUUGGACACAAGUGUCUACUGCUUCAUCUCCCUGACAGUCCAAAGGACGGAAAGAGUUGGAAAGACGCCCAGUCUAUUUGCUCCUCAUUUGAAGGCUCGCUCGUUGCCAUAGAAGACGAGAUCGAACAAGCUUAUAUCACCAUGUUGCUCCAGGGGAGCGCCGUCGGCGUGUGGAUUGGUCUGUGGGACGAGGACUCCUUGAAAUGGACCAAUGGAAAAGCAGUCAGCUACACCAACUGGUCUCCAGUCGAACCAAAGAACUAUCACACUGAGGACGAGUGGCUCAGUGGAUUUGUGGAUGAGCCUCUCUGCACUGUUUUGUCCAACAACCAUAACUUCCACCUGACUGGGAAAUGGUACGAUGAGAAAUGCAGCGAGAGUGGGUACGGCUUUGUUUGUCAGAAACCUCAAGACACGUCCAAACCUCCUACACACUCCUAUCACCACCCUCUGCCUGAAAAUAUUGAGUACAGGAGCCGCAGCUACAAGGUCGCGUCAGGCAACAUGAGCUGGUACGACGCCAUGCACGCGUGCAUCGAGAGUGACUCCGACCUGGUGAGCGUUACAGACGCCUACCACCAGGCUUUCCUCACCGUCCUCGUCAACAGACUUUCAGCCCCCCACUGGAUCGGACUGUACAGCCAAGACAGUGGCAUUAAUUAUCAGUGGUCAGAUGGCAGCGACACGGUGUACACGCACUGGGACGCAGCAGAUGACGAGGACGACUUUGUGGCCGGAGAGUGUGUGUACAUGGACGUGAACGGAGGCUGGCGCCGAGCGGACUGCGAAACGCGGCUGACGGGAGCCCUGUGCCACGUUCCUCCACCGACCAACAAGCCCUUCGUCUCGUAUGAGCUGGCGUGUCCGUCCACUUGGGUGAAGUUUGGACACGGCUGCUACAACUUCGAGCCCAUUGUGGAGAAACUCACGUUUGAAGAGUCGAGAGAACACUGCAGGCAUAAAGUCAACACUUCAGACGUCCUGACCAUCGAGAGCGAGACCGAGAGCCGCUUCGUCCUGGAGCAGCUCUGGACGCUGGGGUUUUUCCACCAGACCUUGUGGUUGGGGAUGUACUUCAACAUCGAUACUGAUUCCCUGGCCUGGGUGGACGGUUCACCAGUGUCAUACACCAACUGGCCCGGCAGAGCCCCGGACCCCGGCCUGCUGACUGCAGACGCCUGUGUUUCCACCAGGGUGGACGACGGCGCGUGGCACCUGGCGCAGUGCACCGAAAGGCUGGGCUUCAUUUGCAAAACCGUGUCAGAUGUAAUUACAGAGGUGGAGGCCAAGCCGCUAAAUGGUUUGCACCGCGGCGUCAUCGUCGCCGCCGUCCUGGUGGCCGUGCUGAUAUUUGCCCUGCUGGCGGGGGCGAUGUGGUUUCUGUACAGGAGGAACUCCACGCGUUUCCGUGGACUCCCGACGCUCGGCAGCGCCUACUACAGGCAGACUGGCUCUCAGACCGCAGAGUCCGACGGAAACGUGCUGAUCACCGACCUGGAGGCUCACUCGGGGGAGUAGCGCCCGGCGAGUCCCUCUGCUGCUCCUGACGUCUCUCUGCUCGUCGUCCAGCCUCAGCUUCGGUCUGGCCGUCAGGCCCGGAUGCCACAGGACACUGUGAAGCUGUGAUGCUGACUCCUCAGGACAAUAGUGGGAUGGUGAAGGCAAACAUUUCAGAUCUCACCUGUUGGAAGGAUUCCAGUUUCUCUGUUGAUGUCUGAAUUACUGAAGCGAUGACGAACCACGUCCCAAAAUACUGAGUUUAAAGCCGAGUGAGAAAAUUUUGCUUAGAUUGAAGAAAAGAAGCAGAUCGUUAUGUUGGUUAGAUACGGUAUUGAACGUUUAUUGUGUGUUCUCAUCUUUCAUCCUUGGGAUUUGUUUAGAAAUCAACUUUGAAAAGCAUUGAAGAAAAAAAAACUUUUCUAUUUAAAAAUAAAACAGGUGAAGGAAAAGUCUGACAAUUUUGUACACAUCAGACAAACUUAAUGCCCUGAUCAAGAGGCACAUGGAUGACCAAAUAGAAAUAUGGACUUUUUUGCAGUUGUCAGUAUUAUUUUGAUAUUUUUUAUUUCAUUGUCUUACAUUAAAUGCUGUAUAUUGAUACAAGAGGUGCCUGUAUUUUCAGAAAUAUCUGAAGAUGUGUAAGGUCUGACCGAUGGAUUAAUUUUUUAGUGUAAUCUUACUAGAGUUAUGGAAACAGAAAACAAUAGUUUUGUUUGCUGAUGCAAAACAAAUUAAGGGAAUUGUUUGUUUUAUUAAAGUGAUUUUAGGUUGAAUCAUUUAAGUUUCAAUGCUCAGUUGUGCUGUGUAAUAUGGAGGACAACAUGUCCUGUUUGAUGGUCCAAUUCAGUCUGUCUGCCGCUUGUUUGCUUAAUAUUUCACUCAUUUUUCCGCUGUAUGGACACAAUUCAGCAAAGGUAAAAAAAACCCCACCCCAUCCACACAUAUCUUGUCUCCAUGCUUUUUCCAUAAUAUUGUCACGCCUUGAGUGUCGGAUGAAAAAAACACCAUGACAGCAGGUAUUCAUCAACACACUGUUACACCUUUAACCAGUUUUGAGUUCAUUAAA